GCAAAACCACGCUUCAAAGUUUCCUGUGAGACCUCAGACCUGUAUACAGACAGUGGAUGUGUCCUCUUUCCAAAUAGACCAGAGCACAAUUCCAAAUUCCCUGCUGUGGUUUCCUCACCAGCACGCGGCCACUUCACUCAGGUCCUUCUUGAGGCCCAACUGCGGUUGCCAUCACCGCCAACACCACGCAACAUGUUGAGAUGGUACCAAGCCCGCCUCGCGGCGCGGCCGCUGCUCACACAAGCAGUCACGACAUCAAUCCUCUUCGCGAUAGGUGAUGUCACCGCCCAACAACUGGUCGACAAGAAGGGUCUCGAGAAGCAUGACCUUGCUCGGACGGGGCGAAUGGCCCUCUACGGCGGUGUCGUCUUCGGCCCCGCCGCAGCGACCUGGUUCAGGUUGCUCUCCCGGCACGUCAACCUGCGCUCGCCCAACGCGACGAUCCUGGCGCGCGUGGCCUGCGACCAGGGCAUCUUCGCGCCCACCUUCAUCGGCGUGUUCCUCAGCAGCAUGGCGGUGCUGGAGGGGACGUCGCCGCGGGAGAAGCUCGCGAAGAGCUACUCGGACGCGCUGCUCACCAACUGGAUGAUCUGGCCGUUUGUGCAGCUGGUCAACUUCAAGCUCGUGCCGCUGCAGCACCGGCUGCUGUUUGUCAACGUGGUUAGCAUUGGGUGGAACUGCUACUUGAGUUUCUUGAACAGCUCAUGAUUGGGCGCGCAGGGUGACGGUUGGGGCUGGCGCGGUAUUCGCUGGAGCGUUGACAUUCGAACGAGCGUUGUUGCUGCGGUUCAUAGACACGGCCGGAGUUCUGGUUCUGCGCGAGUGAGAUUUGAAUUUGGGGGAUCUAUGUCGAGCGAGCCAGAG
Molecule: messenger RNA, 864 nt
Organism: Thermothielavioides terrestris NRRL 8126
Lineage: Eukaryota; Fungi; Ascomycota; Sordariomycetes; Sordariales; Chaetomiaceae
Exons: 3
Coding region: 193-708 (171 amino acids)
Cellular component (GO): mitochondrion; membrane; cytoplasm
Source: RefSeq, a predicted model, not a curated record